This is a messenger RNA of Nannospalax galili (Upper Galilee mountains blind mole rat), 1846 nucleotides long. RefSeq names its product piezo-type mechanosensitive ion channel component 1-like. Lineage: Eukaryota; Metazoa; Chordata; Mammalia; Rodentia; Spalacidae. The coding region runs from base 995 to 1459 and encodes 154 amino acids. The record is from RefSeq and is a predicted model, not a curated record. The transcript has 5 exons.
CACUCUGGAGGAUCAGAAGGGGCAGAAGCAGCCCUCAACAAAAAACCUUUUGGCACUGGAGGGCUGGAGAAACGCCCAGUUGGAAAGCUGGCAGAACGCCAGGAGGCCCUGGAGCUGCUGUGUCCCUCAAGGUCCCCCUUGCUCCCCAGAGACCCCGUAAGGUGCAAAUGAGUCCCUGCUCUCCCUGACUGUGUGAUGUGGACUGUUGCUUGUCAUCUCUGGACCAAGGAUUGUAGGUCUGAAGGUGCUCUGUAAAUAGCAGGACAAUGUGUGUGGUGUGCAUGUGUAUAUGUGCUUUCUGUCCUUUCUAAAAAUCCCUCCCAGGUGCCAAACUACACUGAGACAAGAGCUUCGGGGACAGAUUUGGGAUCUGUGGGACUGCCAUGUCCUCUGGACAUUAUGACCUGGAUGGAUUGAAGUGUUUCAGAACAGUUGGGUCAUCCUAUGCCUGGCCUGGACAGGAUCAUGUGUCUUGGGGUGAGGUGGGGUUGUGUCUAGUGAGGCCCAUGUGACAGAGCUCUAGUGAGGAAGGAGAAAGGCUUGGACCUCCUUUGGACAAGGAAGAAGUUCGGUGAGGGCUGCAGGCCAUAGGUCACAUCAGAGGGGCACCUGUAGGCCAGGCCUUCCUCUGCCUCAGCUAGGCAGGUGAGGCUGGAGCAGCAUCAGGGCUGGGAGCCUCACUUCCCCAUGACUUCAGCAGGAUGAUGAUGAUGAUGAUAAUGGAGAUGUAGACACCGCCCCUUCAGCAGGACCUCAGAGACCCCCUGCGCUGGCAGCUAAGCACAGGCUGUGGCUUGGUGCUCAUUUCCGGGUCACAGCCCACUGGCUGCUGGUGGCUGCUGGACGGACGCUGACCACUGUGCUGUUGGCACUGGCAGGCAUAGCCCAUCCAUCGGCCUUCUCCAGUGUCUACCUGCUGGUCUUCCUGGGCAUCUGCACCUGGUGGGCCUGCCAUUUUCCCAUCAGCCCCCUGGGCUUCAACACACUUUGUGUCAUGGUGAGCUGUUUCGGCGCUGGCCAUCUCAUUUGCCUCUACUGCUAUCAGACCCCCUUCGUGCAGACCGCAUUACCGCCUGACACAAUUUGGGCCAGGGUGUUCGGUCUCAAGGACUUUGUAAGCUACACCAACUGCUCCAACAUGCUGGUUCUCAACACCAGACAUGACUGGCCUGUCUACGUGAGCCCUGGCAUCCUGCUGCUGCUGUACUACACAGCCACCUCCCUCCUGAAGCUCCGUAAGCGCUGCCCCUCAGACCAAAGGAAGGAGGCACCGAGGGAGGAUGAGGAACAUGAACAUGAACUGGAGCUGGACCAGCUGGAGCUGGACUCCCAGGCUGGGGAUGCCACCCAGCAUAUGAUACCCACAUCCACGGCACCUGACAUUGACGACUGCAUCGUGCAUGACCUGACCAGCCAGAGCCCUGUCCGACAGCGUCCCAGUAAGUCACGGGCUUUCUGACCAUCAGGACUUCUUCCUGUAUGCACUUACUGGCUGGGCCCAAUUUUUGAUCUCGCUUGUGGGCAAGGCUGGGUCUGCCCCCUGGUGGCCAUAGGUCCUAUACGCACCCUACAGCCUCCUUGCCUGUUGGCCCUGGACCUCCCUGGACCUGUCCUAUCACCAAAUAGCUGAUUGUCAAGACCCUUUGGGUGACCCUUGAGGUCUCUGGUGCCCUGCUUUUAGGUAGGAAGUGGCUCCCCAUUUCUCAAGGCCCCCGGAUUCUUCGUCAUCCUAGAGUGCUGGCCUGGAAACUUUGCUAGGUAGUGUUGCUGUAGAAAAUGCUAUGCCUUUUUUGGGGUGCUUCAUUUUUUACCCUGAACUUAAAAAAAAUACUUUUAACUACAUUUA